Molecule: messenger RNA, 783 nt
Organism: Polistes canadensis
Lineage: Eukaryota; Metazoa; Arthropoda; Insecta; Hymenoptera; Vespidae
Product: odorant receptor 85b-like
Exons: 4
Coding region: 1-783 (260 amino acids)
Biological process (GO): sensory perception of smell; detection of chemical stimulus involved in sensory perception of smell
Cellular component (GO): plasma membrane
Molecular function (GO): odorant binding; olfactory receptor activity
Source: RefSeq, a predicted model, not a curated record
AUGACGGUAGUCAAAUCAACGUUUAUUAUUCUUGGAAUUUGUGGAUGCUGGAGACCGAUGUCUUGGUCAUUGUCGUUUUAUAAACGUCAUAUUUAUAAUUUCUAUACGAUUUUUAUAGCAUUUUUAGUAACGACUUUGUCAUUAACUCAAAUCGUCGGUAUCAUUUUAAAUGCUAACGAAAACGACGACAUUUCCGAUGACGUUUAUGUAUUCCUGGCACAUUUUGUAUCUUGUUUUAAAAUGUUAACACUCGUGAUCAAUCGUAAUAAUAUUGUUAACUUAAUUGUUACAUUGGAAAAUGAACCCCAUCGAAUUAUGGACAAUGUUGAGGCCAAUCUUCAAAUGAAAUUCGACAAAUUGUCGCGGUAUGCUGCAUCAGUAAAUAAAACAUUUAAAUUUGCGAUUUUCAUGCAAUUUUUGGCAAGUACAUUGACAGUCUGUUUUACAUUGUUCCAAUUGACCAAAGUGUCAACAUUUUCAUUGGAAUUUGUCAAAAUAACUGUUUUUAUAUCCGGAAUGUUAAUACAAGUUUAUCUCUACUGUUCCUACGGACAUUUAGUCACUCUUAAGAGCCAAGAAAUUGUAUAUCAAAUUUUCGAUACAAAUUUGGUUGGGCUAAACAACGACAUGAAGAAAAGUCUUUUGAUUAUGAUGAAUCGUACUACGAGGCCAAUUGUUUUUAUUGUUAUGAAUCUUUUUCCCUUGAAUCUUGAUUCGUUCGUAAACAUACUUAAGACUGCAUACACGGCGUACAAUUUUUUGACACAAACGCAAGAAGAAUAA